UGCUCGGGCUGGCCAUGGAGCGACUGGAGUCCUGCGCCGGUCCCGGGGACGCUGCUCUCCUGCCGGAACUGGACGAGACCAAACUCCUGGAACUUCUAAAGAUGCGCUUCCUGGAGCGGAAUAUCUAUACCUACAUUGGAGAUAUUCUUGUUGCAGUGAACCCCUUUCAGGACCUGCCAAUUUAUGGUACCGAGGUUUCAGACAGAUUCAGCUCACAGCCCCUCACGUCUCUACCUCCUCACAUUUUUGCUGUGGCCGAUCGCACAUACAGUGCCCUGCAAGGUGGAACACAAAGCAUCCCCAGGAACCAGUGCAUCGUAAUAAGUGGUGACAGCGGAGCCGGUAAGACGGAGAGCACCAAACUUUUACUCCGACACCUGGUGAGACGCAGCAGAGGAAACAUCCAGCUGGGGCAGCAGAUCCUACAGGUUAAUCCGUUGUUGGAGGCAUUCGGUAACGCUCAAACUGUAAUGAACCAAAACAGCAGUCGAUUCGGAAAAUAUAUCCAGUUGAGGUUUAGAGAUGGUGCUGUUCGAGGAGCUAAAAUUAAUGAAUAUCUCCUGGAGAAAUCUCGUGUCUCUCAUCAAGAUGAUGGCGAAAAGAACUUUCACAUAUUUUACUCCAUAUUGUAUGGAAGCAGCGAAGAGGAGAAGAAUCUGAUCGGACUCCUCGACCCAUCAUUGUACAGGUAUAUCGGCAGAGACUGCACAGAGCCUGAUCGCUGGCACGUUGGUUAUCAAAAAGUAUGUAACGCUAUGAGGAUGGUCGGUUUCACCGAACAGGAAGAACUGGAUCUGAAAGUUGUCCUUUCUGGAAUCCUGUCAGUUGGAAAUAUAGUGUUUGAGCCUGAGGAUUCGGGGGGCGUUGUAGUGUCUCCUUUGGCCAUCGGGUGGCUAAAGGCGGCAGCGGGCCAGUUUGGGGUGCAGGAGGAGGAUUUGUUAAACUGCUUGAUUUGUACAAUAUCUUUGACCAGAGGUGAAUCCAUCCGAAGACUACACAGCAAACAACAAGCAGAUGACUCCCGGGACUCCAUUGCCCGCGUUGUGUAUGCCCGUAUGUUUGGGUGGAUAGUUACUAAGGUUAACGAAUUACUUCUUGGUGACCUGAAUAUGAAGGAAGACACACAGGAAAUUGGCAUAUUAGAUAUUUUUGGCUUUGAAAAUUUUUCAGUGAAUCGAUUUGAACAGCUGUGCAUCAACCUUGCGAACGAGCAGCUACAACACUUUUUCAAUCAUCAUAUCUUCCAAAUGGAGCAGCAACAUUAUCAAGAAGAGGGGAUUGACCAGGAGAAUGUGACCUUCAAUAAUAACCAAUCCAUAUUGGAAUUGUUUCUGGCACGACCUUGGGGAGUUCUGUCCCUGCUUGACGAGCAAAGUUCUUUUCCACAGGCUUCCGAUAUCUCGUUUGUGGAGAAGCUCACAAGUGGCUGCAAAUCUAAUCCUUGCUUUGAGCGAGCUCGUGGAAAGGAUCCGGGGUUCGUUAUUCAUCACUAUGCAGGAAAGGUUCACUAUACAGCUGUUGGGUUUCUUGAAAAGAAUCGAGAUACACUCCCCAUGAAUGUCCAAAGUCUCUUCAUGAACAGUGUGACCUCUUUGCUAAGUGUCCUUUUCACAGCCAGUAUUUCCAGAACUGGAACCCUGACACCCAUGCAGAGAGCCAAGGUUCAGGUCGCACAGGAGAGAUUUCCCUCUCGGAAAAUGUCUGUGGGAGCUCAAUUUCGGCAAUCACUCUCCGUUCUCAUGGAGAAGAUGUAUUUGUCCAGCCCUCACUUUAUUCGAUGCAUCAAACCUAACAACAAAAAGGAUCCAUUGGUUUUUGAGACAGAACUAGUCCUAAAUCAGCUCCGAUACAAUGGCUUAAUGGAGACUGUACGAAUCCGCAGAGAUGGCUUCUCUUGGAGGCCCUCCUUCCAGGAAUUUGUUGGCCGGUUUGGAAUUCUUCUUUUGAGACCUAAUGUGGAUUUGAGCAAAGAGAGCUGUCUGGAGAUUCUACAGAGAACACAUGUGACUGGCUGCCAAUUCGGGAAGAAGCGCCUAUUCUUUAAAUACUGGCACCAGGACCAAUUAACACACUGUGUACUAAAGCUGAUACGAGCGGCUGUUGUUUUCCAAAAGUGUUACAAGACUUUGUGCUGCCGCAGAAAAUACAGAAAGCUACUUCAAAACCUGAAACUUCAACAGGAGAAGCAAAUCGCUCAGGAGGAGGCUGAGAGCGAACACAAGAGACAGGAAGCCCGGUCUGCCAACCGUCCAGUUCCCAUUCCACGAAAACGAGCUCCCCCAGCUAAGCCUUGCUCUGUGUCAGAAGCCACCUCAACAGAGCCACCAGUACCACGUCCAAGGAGCCGUCUUAUCGAGCUCUCUCCAUUUGAUAAUCCGAAACCUGCUAUUACUCGGGCUCGUCGCAAUGCAUCACAGGCAAAGGACGGAGAGAAGAAGAUGAUGCAGAGACGCAAAACUUUGCUCUGGUUCCGAGACACGCAAGCCCAGAAGGUGCUAACUGACGGAGAAUACCCACCAUGGCUGCAUGGCAUGAUAUCUCGCAGGGAAGCUGAGAAUUUAUUGACUGAGAAGCAUUUAGGCGAUUUUCUUAUUCGGAUCAGCCAGAACCGCGCUGGAUAUAUUCUGAGUUACAAGGGACAGUCUCACUGCAGACAUUAUAUGAUCGACGUGCAGUCUAAUGGCUGUUAUGUCAUCAUAGGAGAGAACAUUGCUCACAGUACCCUGAAUGCGUUAGUGCAAUAUCAUCAACAGACUGGCAUCCUGCCAUACGGUGAAACCCUGGGUGGGCCCUGUAACAAGGUUAGCAAGUGGGAGCCAGACACUGAAGAGUUGAAAUUUCUUACUAGGACAUUGUCACUAGGGGAUGAGAAUGCACCUUCUCCACGAGGGUCACAGAGCGAAUCUAGCCCACUGCAUUCAGAUUAUUCCUCACAUGAGGAUUUCAUGAGACCACUGGCUGAGGAAUCUCGCCGGCACCCACAUCUCUACAGGUCAAUCCGGCUCGCAAUGCGUGAAAUUCAGCAGGCCUCUUCUCAAUUUACAAGCAACACCGACCUGACCAACAAGGAACACAACUGAAGAAGAGAAGUGAAGCGUCUGCCAUAACGAGUUGACUGUGCUGUCAUAAAGCCACGUGUUCAGGAUAAAGCCACCAGGGAGGUGGCCACGUGUCUGGUAUAAUGCCACCAGAUAGAUGGCCACGUUUCUGUGGUAAAGCCACCAGGUAGGUGGCCAUGUUUCUGGGGUAAAGCCACCAAGUAGGUGGCCUGGAAAGUAAGUGACAUGGAAGGAAAGAUUUCUAUUUUAUAAUUUUCAGAAUAAAAAAAAAAUGUGAAUCAAAUGAAACUUAAAUAAAAUGAUCAAGCAGUCUUAAAAGUG
This is a messenger RNA of Pelobates fuscus (common spadefoot toad), 3380 nucleotides long. Its product is annotated as myosin-IIIb-like. Gene Ontology annotation, cellular component: myosin complex. The transcript has 29 exons. Gene Ontology annotation, biological process: regulation of actin filament length; peptidyl-serine phosphorylation. NCBI's taxonomy places the organism in Eukaryota, Metazoa, Chordata, Amphibia, Anura, Pelobatidae. Gene Ontology annotation, molecular function: protein serine/threonine kinase activity; ATP binding; microfilament motor activity. Bases 15 to 3080 code for a protein of 1021 amino acids. The record is from RefSeq and is a predicted model, not a curated record.